AUGCGCAUCGACCCAGCGCGGGCGAAGCAGCUCGUCGAGAACUUGCAGCGUGUGACGCAGAGGGUGGAUGCCGUGCGAGGAGGAAGUGGGAGAAAGGUCCGCCUCAUAGCCGUCUCGAAACUCAAACCCGCCCGCGACAUCCUCGCCCUCCACCAACCACAAUCCCCUUCAACCCAACAACCGCACCACGACUUCGGCGAAAACUACACAGACGAACUCACGACCAAAGCCGCCCUCCUCCCGCACUCCAUCCGCUGGCACAUGAUCGGCGGCCUGCAAACGAACAAAUGCAAACCGCUCGCGGAGUCCGUGCCGAAUCUCUUCAGCGUCAGCAGCGUAGACACCGCGAAGAAAGCGGACGCGUUGGAGAAAGGACGGAAGGCGCUGGUGGAGAAGAGCGGGGAUGAAGUUGCGGAGGAGCAGAAGAGGUUGAGGGUCUUGGUGCAGGUCAACACCUCAGGCGAAGAGUCGAAAUCCGGCGUGGAGCCGCACGAGACCACGGCGUUGUGUAGACAUAUCCGCGAGAAGUGUCCGACGUUGCGGCUUGGGGGGUUGAUGACGAUUGGGGCGAUUGCAAGGAGUAGAGAGUCGAGUUCGCCGGAUGCGUUGAAUGAGGAUUUUGUGACGCUUAGGGAGACGAGGGAUCGGGUCGCGGGGGAGUUGGGCGUGGAGAGGGAGGAGUUGGAGUUGAGUAUGGGGAUGAGUUCGGAUUUUGAGGCGGCGAUUGCGCAGGGGAGUGAUGAGGUGAGGGUUGGGACGACGAUUCUUGGGGAGAGGCCCGCGAAGAAGGAUGCGAAGAUACAGUGA
Zasmidium cellare ATCC 36951 is the source of this 807-nucleotide messenger RNA. RefSeq lists its product as uncharacterized. Gene Ontology annotation, molecular function: pyridoxal phosphate binding. The record is from RefSeq and is a predicted model, not a curated record. The coding region runs from base 1 to 807 and encodes 268 amino acids. The transcript has 2 exons. Gene Ontology annotation, cellular component: intracellular anatomical structure. Lineage: Eukaryota; Fungi; Ascomycota; Dothideomycetes; Mycosphaerellales; Mycosphaerellaceae.